This is a messenger RNA of Fusarium proliferatum ET1, 1341 nucleotides long. RefSeq lists its product as uncharacterized. Bases 1 to 1341 code for a protein of 446 amino acids. Lineage: Eukaryota; Fungi; Ascomycota; Sordariomycetes; Hypocreales; Nectriaceae. The transcript is spliced from 3 exons. The record is from RefSeq and is a predicted model, not a curated record.
AUGGAUUCCGAGAAGGGUUCUGCCCAAACUCCUCAAAUGUUCCGGGUUGGCAAGCAGAAGAGAUCUCGAUUCUUUUUCAUGCUGUGUGUUGGUUUUCUGGCUAUCACAUGUGCAAUUCCCGUCAUUUUUGGCAUGGGUGUUGUUAGCGCAGUCUAUGCCAACCUCCAUUUCCUGCGGCUAAACGAGACUGUCGGUUUUCGUUCAAGUGAUCAGGUGCACAACAUUGCUCGCCAUCUCGAGAGCACCGGUGGUUCAUACCCAAUCUCGACUAAGACGGCUCUAUCUACAAUUUACGGUGUCAGCUACACCUCGAAUGCUGAUGUGGUCACCGAGGUUGCAACCGUUACUGGAACCCGCUAUGUCACUGUACCUGGCGAAACCCUGUCUGUUUCUGUCACCACACGGGAGAGCACUAUCGAAUACUGCGAGGUUCAGGUCGUUACCAUGACCGAGAGCUACACGGUCACUGUACCUAACGACAAGGUCUCCCAGAGCUCCUCGGGUGAUGCUGUUGGAGCCACCGUGACCGGCAACCCAGAGACUGUGACCGAGAACAAGACUGAUUUCUCUCUUACCAGUGGUCCAUCCGAUGCAGUCGUUACCGGUAACCCAGAGACUGUGACCGAGAAUGAAACUGAUUUCUCUCUCACCAGCGGUCCAUCCGAUGCAGUCGUUACCGGUAACCCAGAGACUGUGACCGAGAAUGAAACUGAUUUCUCUCUCACCAGCGGUCCAUCCGAUGCAGUCGUUACCGGUAACCCACAGACCGUGACUGAGAGCAAAACCGACUUUUCUCUCACUGUUGGUUCAUUCGAUGUCCUCACCACCUCCAGCCCUGAUACCACCACGAAUACUUUCGAGGUCUCCUCGCCCGUCCCCAAACCGCACACAACUAUUACCAUUCAAAGUCUCUAUCCACCUCGGCAAGGUCUGAGCACUGUCACCCAGUACACCACUGUUGAGAAGACCAUCACAGCUCCCGACUCAUUCAUCACUGUCACUUUGACUAGCAAAUGCCCAGAAUGUUCACCCACCGUGUCCGUUUCUCCUACCAGUAGUACCACAACGACUGUUUACGAAACUGCUGGUGUGCCCCCAACCUCUACAACAACUAUCAUGGUUCCGCCUCCUGCUUACCCACCCUACCCAACCGCCAACAAUACCUUACUACCAGGUCCAUCCGGUAGUGUUACUGUUGUGCCUACUGUGCCUACUCCAACCCCUGUUGCCGUCUCAGGAGGCACCAAGAAGCCCGAGCCUCGUGGGUGGGGAGGUACCAGCGGCACCACCAAUCUUAGCUGCACCGUUAUGUUGGUGGCCAUUAUCAUGUUUGCAUUCUGA